UGCGUACUUCCGGCUGCCGGGUUGACAUGAAGUAGCAGCGGCUGCURGGGCGGCGGUAGCGGCGGGAGUAGGGUUGGUAGCGGGCCUCGGGGCUCAGAGCGCGGGGCGGCCUAGAGCGGCGGACGGCGCGGCGGGCCGAGUGGGAGGCGCAGCGGCCGCCCUGGCUGUCAUGGAGAUGGAGAAGGAGUUCGAGCAGAUCGACAAGGCCGGGAGCUGGGCGGCCAUUUACCAGGACAUCCGACAUGAAGCCAGUGACUUCCCCUGUAGAGUGGCGAAGCUUCCUAAGAACAAAAACCGAAACAGGUACCGAGAUGUCAGUCCCUUUGACCACAGUCGGAUCAAGCUGCACCAGGAGGAGAACGACUACAUCAACGCUAGUUUGAUAACAAUGGAGGAAGCCCAGAGGAGUUACAUUCUCACCCAGGGUCCUUUGCCUAAUACGUGUGGGCACUUCUGGGAGAUGGUGUGGGAACAGAAGAGCAGGGGCGUGGUCAUGCUCAACCGCGUAAUGGAGAAGGGCUCGUUAAAAUGUGCACAGUAUUGGCCGCAGAAAGAAGAAAAGGAGAUGAUCUUUGAUGACACAAAUUUGAAAUUGACGCUGAUCUCUGAAGACAUCAAGUCCUACUACACAGUGCGACAGUUGGAGCUGGAGAACCUUGCGAAUCAAGAGACUCGGGAGAUCUUACAUUUCCACUACACCACGUGGCCUGACUUCGGAGUCCCCGAAUCACCAGCCUCCUUCCUGAACUUCCUUUUCAAAGUUCGUGAGUCGGGCUCGCUCAGCCCAGAGCACGGCCCCAUCGUGGUGCACUGCAGCGCCGGCAUCGGCAGGUCGGGGACCUUCUGCCUGGCCGACACCUGCCUCCUGCUGAUGGACAAGAGGAAAGACCCUUCUUCUGUGGACAUCAAGAAAGUGCUGCUGGAAAUGAGGAAGUUCCGGAUGGGGCUGAUCCAGACCGCCGACCAGCUGCGCUUCUCCUACCUGGCCGUGAUCGAAGGCGCCAAGUUCAUCAUGGGAGACUCUUCAGUGCAGGACCAGUGGAAGGAGCUGUCCCACGAGGACCUGGAGCCCCCACCUGAGCACGUGCCCCCACCUCCCCGGCCGCCCAAGCGAAUCCUGGAGCCCCACAACGGGAAACGCAAGGAGUUCUUCUCGAACCACCAGUGGGUGAAGGACGAAGCUGAGGAGGAUGAAGAUGGCCCCAUCAAGGAGGAGACCAGGACCCCCUUGAGGGCCUCCCACAACACGGACAGCACGAGUCAAGACACUGAAGUCAGAAGUCGGAUCCGUGGCCGAGGCCCGAGGGGCACCCAGGYGGCCUUCCCUGCCCAGGCAGAGCCGGCACCACCCAGGAAGGAGGAGGAAGCGCCGGUGCCCACGCUGACCCACUGGAAGCCCUUCCUGGUCAACAUGUGCAUGGCCACGGUCCUCACGGCCGGCGCGUACCUCUGCUACAGGGUAGUACUGGGAGCGCGAGACACUGCCCUGGGCCUGCCGCCUCAGACCAGUGCUGGCGGGAGGACGGCCGUGAGCAGCGGGUGCAGCGACUGGGUCAGUGAGGGGAGCGCUGGCCCCCUGGUGCUCAGCUGGUAGAUGCUGAGCACUUGGUAUUUAGUAAGAGUCACAGUGGGAGAUGACCUAGUCCCCAUGCUUCUCCUCCCCGUUACCUGGUAGGACCUUGUUCUCGGUCACCACUUUCCCUGUGCGUAUUAGAGUGCAUGUAAGGGCUUCCGUGUCCCAUGAAGUACCGCGGGCUGGGAACAGAACCUUAGACUCCUGCUUCCUGACGUGCCGUCCGCUGCAGUCUCCCUUGCAUGACCUGACCGUUACGUGGCUGUGGCUCCUAAGGCUGGUGCUGAAGGAGCCGCCUUUAGCAAGACAGCGAUGAUGUUCCGAUGAUGUUCCCAAGAGCCGACGUGGGCCUAAUUCCUGRCAUGACUCUCUGAUGACUUCCUGGUGAGGCCCGGCCUGUCCUGGUCCUGCUGGGCCCGCUGUAACUCAGACAUUCCAAGGCUAUGGCCAGCCCUGUUCACACCUCACGCUCUGGACGCUUAGGCAUCAGGGCCCCCACCGUGGGACGAGCAGAUCGGGACUGGAAGCAAGGCAGCCGCAGGAGCCGCCUCCUUGGAGCAGCCCAGCGACGGCCCUUGGAGCCAGCUGCCUGCUGCAUCUCCAUCCUGGGGCACCCUGCUGAAGGGGGCAUCUGCCCCCGCCCCCCCGGAGCCCCUUGGGACUGAUGGUGCUCACGACUCUUCCUGCAAGGGGGACUGAGACCUCCAUAUUUGGUGGCUUUUUUAAUAAGAAAAAAGGCAGCUGUGGCUCUGAGCUGCUCUCGCCAGCAUUUUCACGUUUUGCCUUUCACGGGGGAGAAACCGGCGCAGAGCGAUCCUGAGGGACACUCAGGCGCGGCCGCAGAGCCUUGUGGGGCGUGGGUGAGGCUGAGGGCCAGGCUGCGCGUGCUCGGCUGGGCUUGUCGCACAGUCCGCGUCUGUGUGUAGCUGGGUGUGUAUGUACAGUAGCCGUUGCCGACGGUGGACUGGCUGGCCUCCGUCCGCGGAGGACAGCUGGCCUCCUCCGUCUGUUAGUGUAGGUUAGGGAGGUAGUGAGCUGCUCUGCUAUUUGCCUUAAGCCAACAUUUACUCAUCAGGCCAUUAUUUUUGACAAUGGCUGUGGAAUAAACCAUUUUUACAAAACUGAAAACAAAACAAAAAAAAAGCGAGGUGUUUGGUUACAAUACCUUUUCAGGUGUGUAUACGUGGCUGCAUGACCGG
Messenger RNA from Urocitellus parryii (Arctic ground squirrel), 2772 nucleotides. RefSeq names its product protein tyrosine phosphatase non-receptor type 1 (gene Ptpn1). NCBI's taxonomy places the organism in Eukaryota, Metazoa, Chordata, Mammalia, Rodentia, Sciuridae. Gene Ontology annotation, cellular component: early endosome; endoplasmic reticulum; cytoplasm. Gene Ontology annotation, biological process: peptidyl-tyrosine dephosphorylation; negative regulation of PERK-mediated unfolded protein response; negative regulation of ERK1 and ERK2 cascade. The record is from RefSeq and is a predicted model, not a curated record. Gene Ontology annotation, molecular function: protein kinase binding; non-membrane spanning protein tyrosine phosphatase activity.